CGGAGGGAAGGCGGCCCCGGAGCAUGCUGGGAGUGUUGAGUCAUGGGGGCUGUCAGCUCCCGACUGGGGGAGACGGUGUGAAGAAGACAAGGGGACCAGCGCUGACCUCCUCCCCGAUCACAUCAGACAUGGUCCGGGGAAGCCUGACAUGCAGACACAGGCUGGGAGCGGAUCCUGGGAGAGGUUUGUUUUGCUUGGAGGGUCUUCAUGAUGGACGGACAACAGUGAAAUUCCAAUCAACUCUCUAGGUGUUGGGGAGCAGAUAGAUAUUGUAUUAGUGUGAUUGUUAUUCCAGUUAUACUAUCUUGUACCAAACUACAGCACAGCUAUGUAUGGAAGUGCUCGUACAAUCACUAAUCUGGAAGGCAGUCCUUCCAGAUCGCCUCGUUUGCCAAGAUCACCUCGUUUAGGCCAUAGACGAACAAGUAGUGGAGGAGGUGCAGGUAAAACACUGUCAAUGGAGAAUAUACAAUCCCUUAAUGCAGCCUAUGCAACGUCUGGACCCAUGUACUUGAGUGACCAUGAGGGUGUAGCAUGUACUACAUUUCCAAAAGGAACUAUGACACUUGGAAGGUCUACAAAUCGAGCAGUCUAUGGAGGAAGGGUCACAGCCAUGGGCAGCAGUCCAAACAUUGCUUCAGCUGGCCUUUCCCACACUGAUGUCCUGUCCUACACUGACCACAUAGGCUUGACCAGUUCCGCUCACCAUCAUCACCACCAUCACCAGAUUCCUUCCAUGUUGAGACAGGUAAGAGACAGUACAAUGCUCGAUCUUCAGGUUCAGCUGAAGGACCUACAGAGGGAAAAUGAGCUUCUACGGAAGGAGCUGGACAUUAAAGACAGCAAGCUGGGAUCUUCCAUGAACAGUAUUAAAACAUUCUGGAGCCCAGAACUAAAAAAAGAAAGAGUCCUUCGUAAGGAGGAGGCAGCUAGGAUGUCUGUUCUGAGGGAGCAGAUGAGAGUUUCGCAUGAAGAAAAUCAGCAUUUACAGUUGACCAUCCAGGCCCUCCAAGAUGAACUGCGGACUCAGAGGGACCUUAACCACCUUCUGCAGCAAGAAAGCGGGAACCGUGGCGCAGAACAUUUCACCAUUGAACUCACUGAGGAAAACUUCCGAAGGCUUCAGGCAGAACAUGACCGGCAAGCCAAGGAACUUUUUUUACUCAGAAAAACACUAGAGGAGAUGGAGCUGAGAAUAGAAACACAAAAACAGACACUAAGUGCCCGUGAUGAGUCCAUCAAAAAGCUUCUGGAGAUGCUGCAAAGUAAGGGGUUGCCCUCUAAAAGCAUGGAGGAGGAAAAUGAGAAGACCCGGAGAAUAGUGGAAGCAGAAUCACAACUUAAUCAUUUAGAGGUGAUUCUAGACCAAAGGGACAAAGAAAAUAUUCAUCUGAGAGAGGAGCUGCACAGACGGAAUCAACAUCAGCCCGAAUCGGCAAAGACCAAAGCUCUGCAGACCGUCAUUGAGAUGAAGGACACCAAAAUUGCAUCCCUUGAAAGAAACAUUCGAGACCUUGAAGAUGAUAUCCAAAUCAUAAAAACAAAUGGUGUCCUUAACACAGAAGACCGGGAGGAGGAAAUCAAACAGAUGGAAGUUUACAAAAGUCAUUCAAAGUUUAUGAAAAGCAAGAUUGACCAGUUGAAGCUGGAACUGUCAAAGAAGGAAUCUGAACUUCUUGCCUUACAAACCAAGCUGGAAACUCUUGGCAAUCAGAAUUCAGACUGCAAGCAACACAUUGAAGUACUUAAGGAAUCUCUUACUGCCAAAGAACAGAGGGCUGCGAUCCUUCAGACAGAGGUGGAUGCUUUACGGCUGAGACUGGAAGAGAAGGAAUCGUUUCUGAACAAGAAAACCAAGCAACUUCAGGACCUUACAGAGGAGAAGGGCACCUUGGCUGGGGAGAUCAGAGAUAUGAAAGACAUGCUCGAAGUCAAAGAGAGGAAAAUUAACGUCUUACAAAAAAAGAUUGAAAAUCUUCAGGAACAGCUUAGAGAUAAAGAUAAACAGCUUGGGAACCUCAAAGAUCGAGUCAAGUCACUACAGACCGAUUCCAGUAAUACCGACACGGCCCUUGCAACCUUGGAGGAGGCGCUCUCUGAAAAGGAGAGAAUCAUUGAACGUUUAAAAGAACAGAGGGAGAGUAAUGACCGAGAGAGACUAGAAGAAAUAGAAAACUAUAAGAAAGAAAACAAGGACUUGAAAGAAAAAGUAAACAGUUUGCAAGCUGAGCUGACAGAGAAAGAGGCCAGUUUAAUAGACUUGAAAGAACAUGCAUCUACUCUGGCUUCCUCUGGACUCAAGCGAGACUCCAAACUGAAGUCCCUGGAAAUGGCCAUUGAACAGAAGAAAGAAGAGUGCAAUAAGUUGGAAGCGCAGUUGAAGAAGCAAGCUGAGCAGUUGUUCAAUCAGAUGUACAGCCCUACACCUGUGGGGCGUAAUGAGAAGCAGGGGGUAUCAUUGCUAUGUGGUUAUGCCCAUGAAGCAGAAGAGGAGGCCAGGAUGAACCCAGAGCUCAGUGACAGGGUCAAGCAGCUGGACAAAGAGGUGUCUUACUACAGGGAGGAGUGCGGCAAAGCACAGGCGGAGGUGGACAGGCUACUGCAGAUACUAAAAGAGGUUGAAAACGAAAAGAAUGAUAAGGACAAGCAAAUCGCUGAGCUUGAAAGUUAUGGACUUACGAAGGACCAAAAUAAGAAAGUGGCCAAUUUGAAGCACAAUCAGCAAAUAGAGAAGAAAAAAAACACUCAAAUGGGAGAUGAUGGUCGUCGGAGGGAUGAUAACAUACUGGAUAACUCCCAACAUCUCCAGAUGGAUGAUCUCAUGAAUGCUCUUGAAAAGACAAGACAGGAGCUGGAAUCCACCAAAGCCCGUCUCUCUGCAACUCAACAAUCACUUGCUGACAAGGAAGCACACCUGAACAACUUGAUGAUAGACCGCCGAAAACAGCUCGAGGAGAUCCUGGAGAUGAAGCAGCAGGCUCUGCUGGCCGCAAUCAGUGAGAAGGAUGCUAACAUUGCCUUGCUGGAACUAUCUGCCUCAAAGAAGAAGAAAACCCAAGAGGAAGUGAUGGCACUAAAGAGAGAAAAGGACAGACUAGUUCACCAAUUAAAACAGCAGACACAGAACCGGAUGAAACUUAUAGCAGACAACUAUGAAGAUGACCACCACCACCACCAUCAUCACCACCACCACCACCAUCAUCGUUCUCCUGGGAGAACGCUUUCUAGCCAUAAACCCUCUCCAGAUCAGGAUGACGAGGAGGGGAUAUGGGCAUAACAGCUCCAGCAAACCAAAGUUCCAGUUUUAUUUUAAGGGAUGAUCCCGUCUUUGCCGGAGUCACAUCGUCACAACAAGAUCUCAUGCUGUACAUUGAUCAUCUAUCCAACCUUUGCCUAGAGAGAGAACCCCAAGAACUUUGAUCUUUACUGAGCCCAUUAGGGAAGGAGGAACUUGAGGAGGAGAUGGAAGACAUCUGAAGAGACAAGGAACAAUGCUUAACACCAGAGCAAUUAAGGAACAGGAAAAUUCAGCAGAGAGGUGAAGUAGCCCCAGAAGUGAUCUAUUGCGGAUUGAAACCUCACUGAUGCAGCUCUGCAGAAAAUACCAUCUGUGGCCAAUGUGUGACUGUUGUAUUGUGUUCACUACAUGUAUUGUGUGAUCGUGGUCAGAACCCACAGGAACGAAAAAAGCAAUUCACUUUAGUGAUUCACACUAUACAUAUUGUCAGUUGAAACAGUCCCACCUGAAAGCCAACCUGCCACCUUUAAAGCACUUGGAUGGCAAUAUGUUCUGGAAAAACACUCUUUAAUGAUGUCAAAUUCAAUAUAUAUACAUAUCUAUAUAUAUAUAUAUAUAUGUCUUUACGUCUUUCUUCCAAAGAUAAUAGUCCACUCCUCUGUCCUCCCUGAAUUGUUAUUGUUAUAACCAAGGGAUAUGGACUUCUACGGUCAAAAGCAUGUUUUGUGGCUCCGGUUGCCUGUUUUGUGAGCUUCCUGCAAGCCUUAUGUGGGUCUUCAGGAAAACCGCUCCCUACACUCUGUAAUCCUAUUCAGAUUCCGAUUCUGAUUCUGAUUCAUGUAGUUCUGCCAGGCAGGUGUCAACUCUAUUUUGUUGUUUAUUUUUGCAACUUUCCAUGUUACCUGUCUCCAGCCCACUCAUUUCACAAUAAACCAUCAUCAUGAGUCACCUCUGUCCAGUGAGAAGGCAGGAGACGCAGGAAGCUGCAAUGCAGAUUUCAAGAAAUAGGGGUGUCACCUGGCGGGCAAAAAAGUGCUUAAAUUAUACUUGCUGGAAUUACAAAUCAGGUAAACCGGUUAACGUGCACAUUUUUCUCUUUUCCUCGUGUUUGCUUUAACCAGCCAUACAACAGCAGAAGAUCUAAGAAGUCCCUAUUCACCAUACAGUGGUGGCCAAAAAUUAAAUGUCUUUCCCCCAGCAUAUGCAUAAUAAUAAUAGUUUUGUCCAGGGUGGAUACAAAGGUUUACCCACCUUAAUUCACAAUCAUGAAGUCACCUGGUGAUGACAAAUGAUCCACUGAAGCGUAGCUUCUUGCUAGUUUCUGAUUGGUUGCGUCAAUGGCCCUUUCUCUAUCAUCUUUAUAAACAGUACAGGGCUGUCACCACCAACAUUCCUGCAUUGUAUAUGAUGGCAUAAAGGGGCCUGUCCACAUCCUGAAGCUAGAGAGAAGAUGAACAGAACCACGUCUGUCCUAGGACCACAAGUUAGGGAAAGUACUCCCCUGUAUUCGAUUUUCCUCCUAUGCAAGCAUGUGCAAUGUAUGCAAUGUAUGGGGGUUUUGGGGGCACAGGUAGUUUUUUUGACUAGCUCGGAGUUGUGCUUUAAAGGUUAUUACUGAGAAGUUUUGAUAAACCUUAAGUCAAGCAUUUCAAAGAAUUAUCAUGGACAGUAUGCAAAAUUUGUAUACAAUCCAACAGAUUUAAAGGAUGGAUCAAAUAGUCUACAGUCUAAAAUAAACCUGUUGCAAACCAAGGCAAUUCAUACUGCAUAUGUGCUGGAAAGAUGCUUUAACAAAUAUAGCCUUUGGUGAAAACUCCAUAUGUAGUUAAUGAGUAUAUCCAAAAUUAUAAAUAUUUUGUCUACAUGCCAUAUUACAGAUUCUCCAUAAAAUGUAAUCAUGGACCCACCUCCUGAAGCUCCCUAUGGGUCAACGAGGCAGCCUAUUGGGUAUGAACUGGGGGAAAGAAGGCAGCAGAAAAGCUCAACUCUUAUGCCGCGUACACACGAAUGGAAAUUCCGACUAGAAAUCCGUGGAUUUUUUUCUGACAGAAUG
Molecule: messenger RNA, 5291 nt
Organism: Rana temporaria (common frog)
Lineage: Eukaryota; Metazoa; Chordata; Amphibia; Anura; Ranidae
Gene: ERC2
Product: ELKS/RAB6-interacting/CAST family member 2
Exons: 21
Coding region: 329-3277 (982 amino acids)
Biological process (GO): neuromuscular synaptic transmission; maintenance of presynaptic active zone structure; regulation of synaptic plasticity
Cellular component (GO): cytoskeleton of presynaptic active zone
Molecular function (GO): structural constituent of presynaptic active zone
Source: RefSeq, a predicted model, not a curated record